GAAUCAAAAAAACAGAAACAGGCAAUGGGAAACAAACAAACUAUUUUUACUGCCGAACAGCUUGAUACCUACCAAGUAAGUGUAUAGCAUUUAGCAACUGAAAUAAGGUUAGCAAGAAGAAUGUAUGCUAUAUCCAGGUCUGUAGGCCUUUGUCUACUUUGGGGAAUGUUUCAUUUAUUUUAUUAUAAUCCAUUUAAUGUUUAAUGAAGUUUCAUUGUAUGUACAUAAAACAUGUUAUAAAAGAAGCUCUUUCUAGGAAUAAACUUGUUUUUUGUUUUCUUUUUUUGUUUUUGUUGUUUUUUUUAAUUGUUAAUACAGGAUUGAGUUGAUGUAAUAUUAAUUUUGGUCUGAAGUAUUUUUGGGGGCAAUUGCAAACUACAUUCUGUAAAUUCUUUAUAUCCCACAAUAAUUAUAAACCUGCUGUGCGUAGUGUCAGUCAAAUUUAUUUAUAAACUAUUUUACCAGUUAAGAUACAUUGAGAUUUCUCUCAUUUUCAAGUAUGUCCUGGGUCCACAAAAAAUUGCAUUGAUACAUUAUGGUACAAUAAAAUACAAAACAAUAUUAAUACACAAUAUAUAAAAAAUUUAACAUAGAACAGGUAGGACAUGUAUAAUCAACCAUGACACAUGCUUUCUGUUUUGAGGUAUGUAGAGAGGGAUCUCUUAAAGGACUUUAGGGUUGGGGAAGAUUUUAAAGUGUGCGGGAGGUCGUUCCACAAUUGCGGCGCUCUGUAGAAGAAGAAGGAGCGGGCUGCUUUCUUUUUGUAUUGAGGUAGACUAAAUAAAGUGCUGGUACUGGAUCAGAGGUUAUAGGAGGUGGGAACAGCCGAGGAGAGCAUUUUGCUCAGGUACGGCGGGAGUUUCCCAGAAAAGCUCUUAAACACGAGGCUGGAAAGAUGGAGGGUGCGUCUGGAUUCCAGCGACAGCCAGUUUAGUUCUUUUAGCAUGUCUCAAUGGUGGGUCCUGUAAUGACAUUGUAGCAAAAAUCGGCAGAACGAGUUAUACAAUGUAUUGCAUUUAUUAAUGUGGGAUUGCGGUGCAGAUGCAUGUACUACAUCGCUGUAAUCAAUGACUGGCAUCAGCAUACAAUCUAUCAAUCUAUCUAAAUAUUUAACAUCUCUUUUUCUUUAAUAGUAUCUAUCUAUCUAUCUAGCAAUCAGUAUCUAUCUAAAUAUCUAACAUAAUUGUUUAUCAGUAUGUAUCUAUGUAUGUAUGUAUCUAUCUAUCUCUAUCUAAAUAUUUAAAAAAUCUCGAUUUCUCUAACAGUAUCUAUCUAUCCCUGCUGAUUUUGAACGUUUGCUCACUGACAAAGAAAUUAUCAGUCUAUAAUUUUAAUGGUAGGUGUUUUUUAACAGUGAGAGACAACAUAACAAACAAACAAAAACAAAUCCAGAAAAACACAUGUCAAAGUUAUAAAUUUAUUUGCAUGUUAAUGAGUGAAAUAAGUAUUUGAUCCCCUAUCAAUCAGCAAGAUUUCUGGCUCCCAGGUGUCUUUUAUACAGGUAACGAGCGGAGGUUAGGAGCACUCUCUUAAAGGGAGUUCUCCUAAUCUCAGCUCGUUACCUGUAUAAAAGACAACUGUCCACAGAAGCUAUCAAUCAGAUUCCAAACUCUUAAAGACAAAUGAGGAUGGUUAAAUAUAUGGAGAGAAACCAACCCCACAAGAGAUACCUCAAGGUAAAAUUCAAUAUAGGGUAAUAAACUUUAUUGAUUCUAGACUUUACAGAUUUACAGAUUUCAAACUCUCCACCAUGGCCAAGUCCAAAGAGCUGUCAAGGCUGUCAGGGACAAGAUUGUAGACCUACACAAGGCUGAAAUCGGCUACAAGGUGACAACAGUUGAUUAUUUGUAAAUGGAAGAAACACAAAAUAACGGUCAGUCUCCCUAGGUCUGGUGCUCCAUGCAAGAUCUCACCUCAUGGAGUUUCAAUGAUCUAGAGAACGGUGAGGAAUCAGCCCAAAACUACACGGUAUCUCAAGGCAAUGACCCAAAACACACAGCCAAGGCAACAAAGGAGUGGCUUGAAAAGAAGCACAUUAAGGUCCUAGAGUGGCUUUGCCAGUCUCCAGACCUUUAUCCCAUAGAAAUUCUGUACAGGGAGCUGAAGGUUCAAAUUGCCAAACGUCAGCCUCGAAACCUUAAUGACUUGGAGAGGAUCUGCAAAGAGGAGUGGGACAAAAUCCCUCCUCAGAUGUGUGCAAACCUGGUGGUCAAGUAUAAGAAACAUCUGACCUCUGUGAUUGCCAACAAGGGUUUUGCCACCAAGUACUAAGUCGAAGGGGUCAAAUACUUACUUCACUCAUUGACAUGCAAAUCAAUUUAUAACCUUUUUGAUAUUUUUUUUUGUUAUUCUGUCUCACUGUUAAAAUUCACCUACCAUUGACAUUAUAGACUGAUCAUUUCUUUGUCAGUGGGCAAAUGUACAAAAUCAGCAGGGGAUCAAAUACUUUUUUCCCCUCACUGUAUCUGUCUGUCUAUCAAUCAAUCAGUAUCUCUCUACCUAUCUAAUAUAUCAGUAUCUAUCUAAAUAUCUAAAAACAUUGUUUUUCUAACAGUAUCUAUCUAUCUAAACAGUAUCUAUCACUUUCAAUCUAAUUAUCUAAUAGCAUCUCUCUUUCUAGCUAUAUCUAUCUAGCUAAAUAUCUAACAUCUCUUUUUCUCUAACAGUAUCUAUCUAUCUGUCUGUCUGUCUAUCAAUCAGUAUCUCUCUACCUAUCUAAUAUAUCAAUAUCUAUCUAAAUAUCUAACAACAUCAUUGUCUUUCUAUCAGUAUUUAUCUAUCUAUCUAGUUAGCUAGCUAAGCUAGAAUAUGGGAAAUGAAUAGCAAAAGAAUGCAAAACCAACCCCCAAUUUUUUUUCAAGUACAUAAAUUCUAAAAAAAACAAAAAAUUAAAGUGUAGGUACACUGGAAACAGAGAUGGGUCUGUUAGCCAAUGAAGACCAGGAAAAGGCAGACAUUUUAAAUAACUAUUUUUCUUCAGUAUAUAUUAAUGAGGAUCCUAUGGCAAGAGAUUGCUGCAAAAAACUUGCAGAUAACUUGUGAUUGGAUGACUCGAGACAAGGUGCUACAGCAGUUAAAGAAAAUUAAUGUAAAUAAAGCUCCGGGGCCUGACGGUAUUCACCCACAAGUACUUAAGGAGCUAAGUGGGGAAAGUUUCAGGUAUUGUACUGGAGGAUUGGAGGAAGGCAGAUGUUCCUAUAUUUAAAAAGGGUUCAAAAUCCUUACCUGGACAUUAGAGACCUGUGACUGGGAAAAUAUUUAAAGGGCUAGUAAGGGAUAAUAUUCAGGAAUUCAUUGGGAAGAACUUUGUUAUUAGCAAUAAUCAACAUGGUUUUAUGAAACAUAGGUCAUGUCAGAUUAACCUAAUUGUAUUCUAUGAAUAAAUAAGUAGAAUUAUGGAUCAGUUGUUGCAGUGGAUGUGAUCUACUUGGAUUUUGCAAAGUCAUUUGAUACGGUUCCUCACAAUAGGUUAGUCUUCAAACUAAAAGAAAUUGGUCUAGAUGAAUAUUCUUGUUCUUGGGUAGAACAUUGGCUUAAGAAUAGAGUACAAUGAGUUGCCAUUAAUGGUAAAUUUUCAGGCAGGACAAAAGUGGUAAGUGGUGUCCCUUAGGGUUCUGUUUUGGGACCGCUUCUAUUUAAUAUAUUUAUAAAUGAUCUUGAAAUAGGCAUUGAAAGCCAUGUUUCAGUGUUUGCAUAUGACACAAAACUUUGUAAAGUAAUAACUUUUUUAACAGUAAGAACAAUAAGGAUAUGGAAUUCUCUGCCUGAAGAGGUGGUUUUAUCAGAGUCCAUACAGAUGCUUAACCCCUUAAGGACACAUGACAUGUGUGACAUGUCAUAAUUCCUUUUUAUUCCAGAAGUUUGGUCCUUAAGGGGUUAAACUGCAAUUGGAUAAAUACUUGCAAAAACAUAAAAUACAGGGAUAUAAUUUCUAAUUAGGGGGGUAAUAGCUGCUUGAUCCAAGGAGACAUCUGACUGCUAUUUUGGGGUAAAGAGGGAAUUUUUUCCUAGUUUGUUGCAAAAUUGGAAGCGCUUCAGACUGGGUUUUUUGCCUUCUUAAGGAUCAACAGCAAAACAUAUGUGAGGAUGGCUGAACUUGAUGGAUGCAAGUCUCUUUUCAGCUAUGUAACUAUAUCUAUAUAUCUCUAUUUCUCUAACAGUAUGCAUGUAUGUAUGUUUCUAUGUUUCUGUCUGUCUGUCUGUCUAUCUAUCUCUACCGAAGGUGGCAAAAUAUAUGAAUAUGUUUUACAUGAACGGUUCUGUUUUAUCUCUCAGAUGCAUCACAGAACAUCAUCGGGGAUCUUUUAUAGGUCCUAAUAUCUUGGAAACAAUCAUAAAAUUAUUUUUUUCAAAUAGAAUGUAUUUGAUUUUUCUGCAGCCUGGGUGCAGUCUUUUGUGUUUUUUUUUCUCCUUUUUCUGCCAACAAAGCUUUGCACCAAAGCAACCUGUUGAAUGUAAAAAUGAUUUAUGCCUUGAAUGUGAUAUUUAAAAAACAAACAAACACAUUUUAUUUUCAUAUGUUAACAGGAUUGUACCUUCUUUACAAGAAAAGAAAUACUCAGGUAAGUAAAAAUAGCAUUACUUUACAGGAACAUAACUAUGCUCUAAAUCGUUCUUCGUGCAAGCAAUUGUAUUGAAUAUUUGAAAUAAUGUAGCAGGCCUCCCAAAUUCCCUAUUUCAGAGUCCUGUACCUCCGUCCCCUCGUGGCCUUGAUUUUAUAUUAUUGGCAAACCCCAGUCAAGCAUUAUUGACUGGUUUUGCCCAAUAUUUUUUAACAAAUGUUGACUAAAUUUUUAAUGCCAGCUGAAAUUCUUGCAGCUGAACUGAUAAACAGGUUGUCUGCUCGAGAUAAAAUCUUCGAGCCAGGCAGCCAGGUUUGCAAUUUAUGUCACUGGCCUGCCCUAUUUAUCUCGUCCAUUAGUAUUAUGCAUCACAGGAACAUGAUGUCGGGGGGUGUUAUGUAGAAGCACCGGUUUUACUCACUGAUCAUUCACUCAAAAAAAAAAUCUGCUCCGGGUUGCUUAAUGUCAAUUCUGUACUUUACAUCUGUUGUUGUUUUUUUAAAUUAUUUCCAUUUUCUGUCAUUUUAAUUUACAUUCUGUGCUAUAUAAAUUAGUUAACUCUUGAACACUUGAAGUGACGUAUACAUUGCGCAUUUGAUUCCCAUUGAGAACCCUGUCCAUCCUUCUGUACACAAGGUUUGUGCAUUAGUGUUUGGGACUGUAUUAUUUAUUUCAGGAGGGACGAGUGAAGUGUGUGUAUUUUUUAUUACUUCUAUAAUGAUACUCAAGUUGAACAUUAUUAUAUGACUGUGACACUAGUUAGUUUGCCAUUUAAUAUUUUUAAUUGGUAAUAAUAAUAUGUACAAAAGUGUGGGUAUCAGUGGUGUAUUUAGAAUUUGUGCUGCCCUUGGCAGGACAGGGCUCGGGCACCCCCCCUAAUUAAAAUUUUCCCCACCCCUUCCUGUCAAGGUCGCACUUUGACUGACAGACGCACACUCACUGAUAGAUGCAUACACUUGACAGACAAACACUCUCAUAUACACUGACAAACAAUGACAUACACACACACACACUCACUGAUUUGACACACUGAUAGAUAGACACACACUAUUACUGGGACACACACUGAGAGACUCACACUCACGGACGACACAUGCACUCACUGACCGACACACGCACGGACAGACGCAUGCACAGACAGACGCACGCACGAACAGACGCACGCACUCACUGACCGACACACACACACUCACUGACCGACACGCACACACAUUCACUGACCGACACUCACACACAUUCACUUAGACACACACACUUACACACACACACGCACACAUUCACUCACAGACACACACAGACCUUCACUUAGACACACACACGGAAACACGGUCACGGGGAGGCAGGGGGAUGAGUAGGCGUCGAGGGAACUUUAAUCUCCCUGCUCCACUCCCUUGCGCGCCACUUAGUGAUGCCGGGAGCUGAGCAGGAGGAGCUCAGGUGAGCAUGCUCCCUCGCUGCCCACCCCUUGAGGGGGUUCAAAAGUGGCCAGGCAGCCAGUUCUUGAGCCCCCCAGGACACGAGGCAAACAAGGGAUCUGCCAGGCCAUUUGGGGGCAUUUUGCCGCCCCCUGCAAAGUGACGCCCAAGGCAGAUGCCUUGUUUGCCUCGUGUAAGAUCAGAAUUCCUUCAUGCUUGCUCCCCCAUGAUGCAAUAGGCAUACUUUACAAAUGCCAGGAGGCAAGUGUGAAUUGUCAAAAAUUUAAAGUUUGAAUUUCAAAUGUGUGGGCUGAAAUAGCUGAAUUGAAAAAAAAAAAUCCCUAGAAUUUCUAGAACUAUUUAAAUGUACUUUACUACUUUUAGACCUAAAACCACCGAGUUUCUACUUAUCAACUAGUAGCUUCAUUAUAGUUAUAUGACAUAACUUGCCUUUGAUUGCCAUUAAAGCUAACUUGGGAUGAAGAGGUACCUCUAUUAUUUAAAAUAUGCAAGUGACCUGUUUAUGAGUUGGAUACCAAUUGAUUAAAAUUGACUUGAUGAGUUACCUGCCUGUCACUGAAUUUGUUUAUCACAACAGGUACUCAGAAAUGUUCUUCUACCCUCAUAACCCACAUAAAUAAUGCAAUGUCAGAAAAUAUUUCACCUCUGUUAUAAUAACAAUUUUGACCAUACAAGGGAUUUUAGUUUGGGUACAUAUAUGUCUAAAAAGGGUUAUUUACAGAUAAUUUUCAACAUAUAUUUUUAAACUAGAAGGAAAUUCCAUUUUGGUGUCCCCUCAGGGGGUACAAUUAUUAUAUUUUUCUGUCUAGCGUAACUACAAGCGUAGCUGACUUUGAAAUUUUUUCCAGUUCGGCUAUUUUAAACUUAAAUUUGAUAUUCAGGUUGAAUUCUUACUUUCGUGAGUCACCCUGUUAGGGUUUCCUAGAGCAAAAAAUUACAUAACUAAUAGCACCAGACGGCAAUGCAUCUUGUCCCACUUGUUAUAAGACCUGUUCCUUGAGCACUUGGUCAUAGCAAUCCAUUUGCACUCAGACAUUGCUGGCUGUUUUAGUAAGUGGGACAUGCAAUAAAUUAAGAGAUGUUAAAAGGUGACAUAUUAGUGAGUAUGACCAAACCCCUUGUUUAUCUGCGUAACCAGAAAGAACUCCUUAAGUAUGGCUGCAUCUCUUAACAUAAUAUUGUUAACCUUAACAUUGCGUCUUACCCAGGGGUCAAGUCCUGGGGAAAAAAGUGUGGGAACUCACCCAAGAUUCCUGCCCCACCCCAAAAAAAAAUCAUUUACACUCCUAUGCAUAUAGUGCAGUGCAGGGUGUGUAUAAUGAUGUAGUGUGUUUGUAGUGAAUGCAGAGUGUGUAUAAUGAAUGUAGUGUGUUUGUAGUGAGUGCAGAGUAUGAAUAAUGAAUGAGGUGUGUUUGUAGUGAAUGCAGAGUGUGUAUAAUGAAUGUAGUGUGUUUGUAGUGAGUGCAGUGUGAAUAAUAAAUGUACUGUGUUUGUAGUGAAUGCAGAGUGUGUAUAAUGAAUGUAGUGUGUGCAUAAUGAAUGCAGAGUGUGUAUAGUGAAUGUAGUGACUGCAAAGUGUGUAUAGUGAAUGUAGUGAGUGCAGAGUGUGUAUAGUGAAUGUAGUGUGUUUGUAGUGAGUGCAGAGUGUGUAUAAUGAAUGCAGUGUGUGUAGUGAGUGCAGAGUGUGUAUAAUGAAUGUAGUGUGUUUGUAGUAAUUGCAGAUUGUGUAUAAUGAAUGCAGUGUGUAUAAUGAAUGUAGUGUGUUUGUAGUGAGUGCAGUGUGUAUAAUAAAUGUAGUGUGUUUGUAGUGAGUGCAGAGUGUGUAUAGUGAAUGUAGUGAGUGCAGUGUGUAUAGUGAAUGUAGUGUGUUUGUAGUGAGUGCAGAUUGUGUAUAAUGAAUGCAGUGUGUGUAGUGAAUGUAGUGUGUUUGUAGUGAGUACAGAUUGUGUAUAGUGAAUGUAGUGAGUGCAGAGUGUGUAUAGUGAAUGCAGUGUGUGUAGUGAGUGCAGAGUGCAGGGCUGAGUGAGUGCAGAGUGUCAUGGGCCUGACGGUCCUGGGGGCCCGGACUGCUCAUUUGUGCACAUAUAGAUAGUGAUUAUAGCUAUCUAUAUGUUCACCUGCGGGGGCAGACUCGGGGGCGGGUCCAGGGGGCCCACACUUUGAACUGUGUCAGGGGCCCCAAAAUUUCUGAUGGCAGCCUUGGCAGAGUGUGUACAAUUAAUGCAGUGUGUGCAUAAUGAAUGCAGAGUGUGUAUAGUGAAUGUAGUGAGUGCAAAGUGUGUAUAGUGAAUGUAGUGUGUUUGUAGUGAGUGCAGAGUGUGUAUAAUGAAUGCAGUGUGUGUAGUGAGUGCAGAGUGUGUAUAAUGAAUGUAGUGUGUUUGUAGUAAGUGCAGAUUGUGUGUAAUGAAUGCAGUGUGUGUGUGCUGGAAGAUGCGUGUGUGCUGGAAGAUGUGUGUGUGUGUGUGUGCUGGAAAAUGUGUGUGUGCUGGAUGAUGUGUGUGUGCUGGAUGAUGUGUGCGUGUGCUGGAUGAUGUGUGCGUGUGCUGGAUGAUAGGAGGGGAAGCAUUUUUUUUUUAAAUUUAUGUGUUUAUAUAUAUAUUUUUUUAUUCCCCCUUCCCUGCUUCUUACCUUGCCAGGGAGGGGGGAGAUCGCCUGGUGGUCCGGUGGUAUGGUGGAGAGAGCCAGCCGGUGCACACGGGGGUCCAACACACUCUGUGUUCCCUCUCCCGGCCCUUUGUAUAUCUCAUUCUUCAUACCACAACCUUUGUGUUUCUCUUAGUUCCUCAUCAGCCCCUUUGUGUGUCUCUUUUCUCCUCACAGCCCUUUUGUGUCUCUUUCUUCCCCCCAGCCCCUCUGUGUGUCUCUUUCUUUCCCCCAGCCACUUUCUGUGUCUCUUUCUCCCACCACGAGCCCCUUUGCCUGGCUUUUUCCUCCCAAACACAACAGACAUAGAUAUACAGGUACAAAUACAUACAUGCAUAAAGGCACAACCAUACAGGCACAUAGUCAUAAAAGGUACACAAACAAACACAGUCAUACAAGCAACCAGUCAUGCACAGACAGUCAUACAGAGACACACAGACGGUCAUACAGAGACACGCAGACAGUCAUACAGAGACAUGAAGACACAGGCAUACAGAGACAUGAAGACACAGUCAUACAGUGACAUAAAGAUAAAGUCAUACAGAACAAGGCAUACAGACACAGUUAGACAGAGAAAUAUGGACACAGUCAUACAGAGAUUUACACACAGUCAUACAGAGACAAACAGACGAAAGUCAUACAGAGACAUACAUAAACAGACAUAUACUGCUAGUGAUGAGAGGAGGAGAGGGAUGGCUGCUAGUGAUAGGGGGAGAUAAGGGAUGGCUGCUAGGGAUGGGAGGGAGAGAGGGGGAUGGCUGCAUGUGAUGGGAGGGAGAGAGGAUGAUAGCUGCUAGUAACAGAGAGAGGAGGAUUGCUGUUUGUGAUAGGGGUGAGAGUAAUGGUGGGUAGUGAUGGGGAGAAUGUGUGGCUGCUAGUGAUGGGGGAGAAGGGGAUGGCUGCUAGUGAUAGGGGUGAGUGAAGGAUGGCUGCUAGUGAUGGGGAGAUUGGAUGGCUGCUAGUGAUGGGGGAGAAGGGGAUGGCUGCUAGUGAUAGGGGUGAGUGAAGGAUGGCUGCUAGUGAUGGGGAGAUUGGAUGGCUGCUAGUGAUGGGGGAGAAGGGGAUGGCUGCUAGUGAUAGGGGUGAGUGAAGGAUGGCUGCUAGUGAUGGGGAGAUUGGAUGGCUGCUAGUGAUGGGGGGAGUGGAAGCAUCAGAAGAAUAGAAGUGAGGUGGCACUGUUGGACCAAUAAAACACAGAGCUCCACAUGAACUAUAAGAUUUAGCUCUGUGGAGCUCUGUGCUAGAUACAUAAUUAUAUCAUGAAAAAAAUAAAUAAAACAUGGCUGCUUACCAUUGGUGGUGUAAGUAGCUGAAAAGAGAUGUUCUUAGCUCUCCCUGCUCGGUAAUCCUCUAGCAGGGUCUGACAGGAAGUGAUGUAAAAUGCCCCGCCCACUGCAGUCUUCACUCCUCAGUAAACUACCGCGGGGGAGAGUAGUGUGAGAGGCACAUCUCCUGCAUCGUGACAGCCAUUAUACCACCAACAGCAGACAGUGCAUUGUGGGCGGCAGUAUGCUGGGGACUGGGAGAAAUGAGGCAGCACAGCGACAUUGCUCCCCCUGUGAACACCUGUCCUGCAGGAUCACUAGCGGGAACGGCGUUCCUGCUUUGGAAAAAGUGCAGGAACGCCGUUCCCAUGCGUUCCUGCAGGACUCGAGCCCUGGUCUUACCAACAUUUUUUUAUAUCUAUCUCUUUCAAAUACAAUUGUUGAUUCUAUCAACUAUCAAAAGAGAUAUCAACAUAUGUUGAUUCAUUGCAAUGUAUGCCUUGAGGCAAUAUUUUUGGAUAACCCUUUCAAAUGAUUUAAUAUUUAUGGAUAAACUUUUAAAAUAUUUUUUUUCUAAAUAUUUAAAGAAAAAAUAGAUCAUAAGAAAAUGAUAUAUAUAUAUAUAUCAGUUUAAAAAUUCAUUGAAAAACAAAAAUAUUAAAUUGCUGCCUCCAUUUUAGUUCUUCUCUCCUUUAAUGCUAUUUCCUGUGUGAUCCAAAAAAUCCAAAUCGUACUUGCACUCAUUCAAAACAAAAGGUGCAGGUAUCUGGGUCACCUCUAAAGAACCUAAAUCACAAAAUACAAAUCAACCAAAUGAUACCGCACUCAAGAAAUAAAGUGUAUAUGAAUGUACAUUUAUUGCCACAACUUAAUAAAAUUGGAAAAAGUACUUGUAACGGAACUCCCCGUACUCCGACUGAGUACCUUCCGUUGAUGGACGCUUCCUAGCCUGCGCCGAGGAUCACAAGCACCGCACUGGACACCACAACCACCGCAGACUCCACAACCACCUUAGCUUAACUGGAGUCUCAACGUCUUCUGUCCACCCUGGAUCAAACCGUUUGGGGAAGACCUCUCCUCCAGGAGAGCGUAUCAGGAACAAGCUCUUAAAAGAGCUAAGUGAUUAAAGCUCAAGGGAGUAUGCAAAGCAUAGCAAUCCCCAGUGUGAUUAUAGCAGUUCCCUCCAAUAACGAGACGAGGCUACGUUUUGAAGGGUAAAGAAGAACUGAAGCUUUUAAUCAAACACUCUGCUUUUGUGCACAUUUUACACACAUAGUACUGCCCACAGGGUUUUGCAGAACAACCAAUCAAUACGUACAAUACACUCAGAUACUCCCACACAAAAUCCUACCCUCUGCCUGUGAUAUAAUUACUGAACACAAUGGUCUAACUUAAUUAUCACAGGCAGGAAAAUACACAGUUUUAUACAAUAUUCAUAACUCUAAAAAUAUACAUCACAUUCACAUAAAACGUACAUUUUCAGAAUCAGCAUACUCCAAAUACAAACAUACGUCAAAAUACGUCAUACAAAUUGGUCCAGUGGGUCAAAAGUUAGUUGAAAGUCCCUUUGUGACCAUCUGCAAGCAUGGCUUGGGUGUGGUAAGCCAAUUACCUCUAUCAUACAGAAAAUAACAACAGUAAAAACACAUAAAAAUACAUAAUUCCUAUUAUACUUAACAGAACCCCACAUUCAACCUAUCCCCAGAUAGCUUGGAUAUCCGAACAAAAACAGUCAAAUCGCCAUGGAGUUAAAACAUAGCAAGAGCUGAUGAGAGACCGAGGAGGGGCAAAACAGCAAGUUCCAACUGGUCUGGCAGUGUGCCUGGGAAAACGCCCUGCUGGAACAAUAGACAGGAAACGGGGGAGGGGAAGAGACACAUCUUCCCAUGGAUUCAAAUGGGCAGAAACAGUCUUUUAGAAGCCAAUAAGCCCCAAAUAGUCUUUUUAAAUGGCAAUACACCCCAGGGCCAUAGUCAUGAGGGAGGAGGCUGGCAAUCAGGCUCAUCCAACAGCCAGGGGCAAAGGGCAGUUGGUCAUAUAAAAAUCCAGUGACAAAAGGCAUUUUGUCACAGUACUCAUCUAUCCCGUGUAAAGACACCAAAGGUAUGAUGAUAGUAUUAUUCAAUGGUUUGCCCACCACUAUAAAAGCGUAGAGACAGAGUUUUAAACACUUAAUGUCAGAUCAUCAAAAAAUGUUGUCUACCUAUACACAGCUGAAGUACAAGAAUGGUACAGUGCUUGAUAUACCUAUACAAUCAGUCUAGAGUGCAACACAAAACAAAAUAUAUACAACAUAUAUACAAAAUAUACAAUACUGCCUGCCAAUUAUCUUGUGAUAAGAAUAGGAUACUCUGAGACAAAAAAGGGGGUAUAUAGAUAUAGAUAAAACCAUUGUAGAAUCAUCUUGAAUCAUAUGAAUAUCUUUAUCCUGAGUAUAAAGAUGUAAAUCCCCUGAAAAAAAUAUCAUGGUUUGAUCUCACCACAAGAUAGUCUGGGAGGCCUCCUUAUGAGUUGUAGAUGUAAUGUAGAUUCCUUAAAGUGCAGGAAAAAGGACACAAAGUUUCCAAUAUAUUUGCUCAGUGUAAGUAUCCUUGGGAAAUUUUCUUUGGACCAGCAGUGUAGUGGCCAGGGUAUGGGCAUCCUUGGGUCCCUCUGGGUUAGUUGGGUAGAGGCAAGGCUGCGCGCUUGGGAGUUAAUCCCUUCAAAUGGCCCUGGUGUAAAAACAGAAUAAUCUGUUAUAAAAGCUGAAGUUCCCGCCAUUCAUCUGAUGCGGAACGUCAUGACGUCAUCAUGAUGACGUAAGCAUGUGUAAGGUGGCUGGUAGUUUACAAAUCAGGUAUAAAUCUAUAGCGUCCAACAGCUCCACUAGUCAGUAGUGUACAAAAUAAGUAAUUACAACAUAUUUUAAUCUAAGUAAAAGGAAUAGUACUAUUUGUUCAAUGACUGCAAAAUGCAUUUGUUACUUCAAACACCCAGUUUACAUAUUUCAGACCACAUAUAUAAAUGAAUGCAAAAGUAUACAGAAACUCCAUGAAUACACUGUUAAGAGAAUACCAGAAAUUAUAAUACACAGUACUGACUGACUGGCUGGGAAAAAUAGAAAAAAAAAUAAAAAAAGACGAAAUAAUAAAGUAAAGAGAUGGGAAAAGUAAAAAAUCUUUUGUACUCGUAACAUAUAUUUAACUCUAAGAAUGUAUAUACAAGAUUUCUAAUGGACCAAAAUUAAAUACAUUAAUAUAUACUAAUUAUCAAAAAGGUAUAUUUAUUGCUUACCCACGCAGUAUUUCAUAUACGUGUAAAUUCUGGUGUGGUAUGACGGUUGAAGAUGUUCAAGUAGCGGACCAGAAGUUGGUCAUAUCCGUGGCGUGCCAAAGAACUGAACAAGUGGAGCGGACCAAUAUUGGUCAUUUGGUUGUGAGCUGCAGAAGGGAUAUUAUAAACAAAUAGUCAAAAUAUAAUACCGAGGUUAUUAAAAGUCUAUGGUCACAGGUAUAAACAAUGUUAUUCUGUCGUCCUGUCUAAGAGAACCCCUUCCACAUGAAAUUCAUAGGAAAUGUUUUAAAUCGUAGUCUUCAUUAAGACGCAUAGGGUAUUGGGUCUCAAGAGUACUAAUCCAUUUGGAUUUUCUUUGCAUGAGGAGCCUGUGACCACCCCUUCUGAAUGGAGGGUCCCCAUCUAUUACCUGGUAUCUAAGUUGGUUAAUAUUAUGACCGCAUUGUUUAAAAUGCUGUGGUACUGGUGCCAAACAGUUCCCUGUCUGCAGGGCCACGCUAAUGCUCCUCUUGUGUCCAGCUAUCCAUACCUUCACCGCUCUGGUGGUCUCACCCACAUAGAGAAGUCCAUAUGUGCAUUUCAGAAUAUAUAUUAAAUGGUCGGAAUUACACGUGUAAUAAUCAUCAAUACGGUAUUUUCUUACCAGUAUAUGGGUGCAUAAAAUAUUCCCCCUUGAUAACACUGUUACAGCUUGAACAGCCUAGGCAUGGGAAAGUACCCUUUUUGGGUUCUGAGAAUAAUCUAACUCUUCUUUUUUAAGCUCCCUAUGUCAGAUUUUACUAAGAUAUCUCUUCGAUUCCUCGUUCUCUUGUAGGAAAAGAGAGGAAUAUUAUUAAAUUCCAUGGGUAAAUCCAUAUCAUCUUGGAAAAUAUUCAUAUGUUACAUUGGUAAAAAUUUCCUAUGCGUACAUAAUUAGACCUAUUAGACAAUUGUGCCAAAAUGUAUUUGAUGUAAUAUGAUCUAUCCAUAAUGACUAGCAUUCCCCCCUUAUCCGCUGCUUUUAUGACAAUUGUCUUAUCUGUUUCUAAAUUAUUUAUUAUGGCCCAUUCAUCCUUUGUAAAGUUAGUUUUUUUUAAUAUUAUCUCUUUAAAUAGCCCUUUCUAUGUCUCAAUUUUUUUAUGUCCCUUUUAACCAAAUUGGUAAAAAUUUCUACCGACUGGUUGUUGACCAUAGGUGUGAAUGUGCUCUUUGGCUUCAAACCUGUGGAUAGGGGUAUGGUCAUUGUUGGCCAUUCAGUUGGUGUAUUGUCAGGAGACUGCCGUUGUAUAGGACUGCUCUGUUCUCCAUUGUCUCUAGAAGCUGUAAAGAAAAAGGUUUUUAAUUUAAGUAUACAGAAGAAACGAUAUGAAGAUACAUCAAAUCCUUUUCUUCCUUACUUAGGUUUUUUGCCAGUAGGAUAGUUUUUAUUUACACUCAACUUAAGAUGGGAACGCUAGCCUUUUUUCUGAACCCCAUGGUGCUUUCUAUGUUGUUGCACACUAAAGCUCUGUGUGUUCUUACGGGCAAAUGGAAUCUGGUCUGAUUGGUGAAUUCACAGGACUGAAUUUGGAUCCGAAUGCAGAUUUCACCGGACUGAAUUUGGCGCCUCAUUAUGAUGUAACCAAACAGUCAAAUGAGAUUUUCUAUCACCCAUGAAUCGUAAGGAAUUCUGAUAUGACAUGGGCCAAUUGAAAUUAAGUACUGUCUAUAUAUAUUUACCUCUCCCACUCCAUUUUACCCUGUUGUGGUUCUAGUAGCCUAAGAGCGCGUUCCUUGGGUAUCAUUUUCUGUUAUUUAAUAUUGAUUUGUUAAACAUUUCUCCUGAUCUCUGUACUCUUUUGACCUUGGCUAGUUUAAUCGUAUAUAUGUAUCUCUGCUGUCCUUGACCCUGGCUAUUCUCUCUGAUACUGUCCACCAAUAGUCCGGCCACUCUAAGGACCAGUACAUGGAAAGUCUAUUUGUUGUUACUUAGGUCUGUAUGUUUAGGCUCCUACCUGUUCCACAGCUUACAAUCCACCCAAGUUGACACCAGCCAACACUUUGCAAGGUCUCUUAUGGAAUUAUAUCCAGUACUGGAUGUCAUCCCCUGUCUUACUGAUAUUGAAUUAUGUUAUAAUUAUUUGCAAAGUGCCAACAAAUUCAGCAGAGCUGUACCAUGGAAUAGAGACAGUGAUGUACAGUCAUACCAGUAUUAGAAGAAUGGAAGACCAAUGGUGUAUAUCAUUCUUUCAUUAUAAUAAUGUGCUUUGUAAAGGCAUUUUUGUUGUGGUUUGUAAACCAAGGAUUAUAUGAAAUUGUAUACUCUGUCAAUGCAACACAUGGUGGAUUUGGCUGAAAGAUGACCCCAUGUUACGAGAGGUCAGUCUUUGGUCAUGAACCUUUUAUUGUAAUGCAAGACAAUAUGCUAACAUGUAAAUAUGCAGUCACAGCAAUGCCAGACUGAUGUAAUGAGUGCUUAGACAUGGUGCGGUAUACAUCAACAAAACAUCAACACGCAUGGCGUUUCAAAACAAUAUAAUUCCUUUUCUCAUCUAGUUAUUAAGUUGCAUCUAUUUUGUGUUUUUUUUUUUUUAAUUCUUUAUUAUUUGCUCAGUCCGCAUGCAUGCAACAAAUACUUUAAGCAACUGAUGACAAAACAUAAGUAAAUUGCAGGUCCGAGAUAAUAUACAUCACAGUCAAAGACAUACGGAAUGAGCAUUUUAUAUUUUAGGAACAAGACAGAAAUAGACUAUUAUUUAAAGGACCAAUAUAGGCACCCAGACCACUUCAGCUCAAUAAAGUGGUCUGGGUGCCAGGUCCAUGCAGCUGUAAACAUAGCAGUUUCGGAGACACUGCUAUGUUUACAAUAGGGUUAAUCCAGCCUCUAGUGGCUCUCUCAUUGACUGUGAAAAUCACAGUGAGAAGACGCUGACGUCCAUAGGAAAGCAUUGAGAAAUGCUUUCCUAUGGACUGAUUGAAUGCGCGCGCGGCACUUGUCACGCAUGUGCGUUUGGCAGAUGACGUCGGAAGAGGGAGCCUGGCGCUGGAGAAAGGUAAGCGUUUAACCCCUUUGUCCCCCUUCAGCCCGGCGGGGGGGGUGGGGGGGAACCUGAGAGUGUGGGGCCUAAAGACCCUAUAGAGCCAGGAAAACGAGUUUGUUUUCCUCGCACUAUAGUGGUCCUUUAACUAAGUCUCCAGGGCUGGAGUGAGGAACAUCCGAUACAAUCAAGAGGGGUCUAAUGCCCUUAGGAAGAGGCACCCCCUUCGAUACAGUUGUACAGAACUAACGCACAGACAUGUUUUGGCAUAAGGGGUUAGGGGGUAAUUACAAGCUCUGGUAUAGGACAGGGCAGGGCCGAAUUAACAUAGGGGCUGAUUGAGCAGCAGCUCCAGGCCCAGACCCAGGGAACAGGCCCAGUGAUUUAAAAAAAAAAAAAAAAAUAUAUAUAUAUAUAUAUAUAUAUAUAGUUAAUACAAUGCUAAACAAAAAUCUGCACACCAGUCAAGCCAUAAGACUUGCUUUUCCCACAGAAAUCCCAAAUCAGCAGUGAUGUUACAACCGCAAAGGAUUCUGGGUGGGCAUAUGCAAAUUAGUUUAACAAGGAAUCACAUUUUUGCCUCAUUCCAUUUUAAACAUGGAUUCCUUUUAAUUUGUGUUUGCAGUAUACAACUGCUUGGAACACAACUUAGGAUAAGAUGCAAAACCAGUGAACCACUCAUGGACAGCUGUUUCGUUGUUAAUGCAACUCUUCAGCAUGAGGUUGGUUACUGGUUUGCUUAUUGAGGCUUGGUAGUGCUUGGGAAGCAAAAUCUAAAUAGGUUAUGGUGGGGAAAAAUUGUGAUUGAAAACCCCUUCCACCUGAAGUAUGUGGAUAGUUAAUACAAUGCUAAACAAAAAUCUGCACACCAGUCAAGCCAUAAGACUUGCUUUUCCCACAGAAAUCCCAAAUCAGCAGUGAUGUUACAACCGCAAAGGAUUCUGGGUGGGCAUAUGCAAAUUAGUUUAACAAGGAAUCACAUUUUUGCCUCAUUCCAUUUUAAACAUGGAUUCCUUUUAAUUUGUGUUUGCAGUAUACAACUGCUUGGAACACAACUUAGGAUAAGAUGCAAAACCAGUGAACCACUCAUGGACAGCUGUUUUGUUGUUAAUGCAACUCUUCAGCAUGAGGUUGGUUACUGGUUUGCUUGUUGAGGCUUGGUAGUGCUUGGGAAGCAAAAUCUAAAUAGGUUAUGGUGGGGAAAAAUUGUGAUGAAAAGCAAGUCUUAUGGCUUGACUGGUGUGCAGAUUUUUGUUUAGCAUUGUAUUAACUAUCCACAUACUUCAGGUGGAAGGGGUUUUCAGUCACAAUUUUUCCCCACCAUAACCUAUUUAUAUAUAUAUAUAUAUAUAUAUAUAUAUUUAUUUUUUUUACACACUACUCUUAGGUUUGCCACCUGGCUGGUAUUUAUUUGAGGUUGCCUGGCCGGUGCCGAUAUUGCAGUAAUACCGGCAAUAUAAAUGCCGGUAUUUUUCUCAGUAGGCAUGUGCAUGGGGAAAAUUUUCAGGGGUGGGGGCAAGGAGGAGGACAUUAGGUUCCCCCCCUUAUUAGUAUUUUGGGCCCCCACCCACCGCUCAGGGGUGGGGGCCAGGGGGGAGGACAUUAGGUCCCACCCUUAUUCAAUGUAGGGCCCCCAUCUGCCGCUCAGGGGUGGGGGCCAGGGGGGAGGACAUUAGGCCCCCCCCACUUAUUUUACUGUAGGGCCCCCACCCACCGCUUAGGGAUGGGAGCCAGGGAGGAGGACAUUAGGUUCCCCCCCCCUUAUUAGUAUUUAGGGCCCCCACCCACUGCUCAGGGUUGGGGCCAGGGUGUAGGACAUUAGGUCCCACCCUUAUUUCAAUGUAGGGCCCCCACCUGCCGCUCAGGGGUGGGGGCCGGGGGGAGGACAUUAGUUCCCCCCCUUAUUAGUAUUUAGGGCCCCCACCCACCGCUCAGGGGUGGGGAUGAGUGGGGAGGACAUUAGGUCCCCCCCUUAUUUUACUGUAGGGCCCCCACCCGCCAUUCAGGGGUGGGGGCCGGGGGGGGCAAAAGCUUUUAGGCUAGAAGCCUCCACUUGCGCAGCAUGGGUGGGGGCUCAGGAGGGGGGGACUUUUUUUUAAAAGUGAGCAGCUAAAGGCUGCUCACUGCUUAAUAGACAUGCCCCUACUCGCAGUAUAGCGCGUUGGGGCAUAAUUUACUAAUACUAAGUAACAUUUACUUAGUAUUAGUAAAUUUGUCUGAAAGACCAAUUUAGGUCUUUCAGCCUUUUAGUAGAUAUCUCCCUAAUACCGUAGGAAUUAGGGAGUUAUCAACUUAUUCAUUCCUGUCAUUAUACUGACUGGCUAAGUAACUUACAUUUUAUAUGAAUGUGUGUUACUUGAUUGUUGCAAGUGUUGCAAAUGAAUCCUGGCUAUGUUUGUAUACUUUUUAUUAAAAAUUGUAUUCAGUGUACCAUUCUUCAUUCUUUCACUGGGUAAGUUUAUUAGUUCUUAGGCAAUACUGUACUUCUGCACUUCGGAACUUCGGCAACUUCGGAACUUCUCCACUUCAGCACUUCGGAACUUCGGAAAUUCGGUAAUUUGGGAAUUUCGGGACUUCAACCAUUCGGCAAUUCGGCAAUUCAUCUUUUCGGACACUUGGAAGUACCCGAAUGUCCAAAUUGCCUGAAAUUCGUCCGAAUUCACAUUCGGACCGAAACGAAUUGUCUAUUUCUCAGUAUAAACAGAGAUUACUCUGCAAUACCAUCACCGACCCGUAGGGGUUGCUGUGUGUGUGUGGAGAGAGGCAGGGAUAGGAAGUUACAGCAUAUACCUGCAUCUCUCUAUUCACUGAUCUGUGGGGGAGCAGCUACACAGCACAGAGAGUGCAGACAGCAGCACAGGAAAGUGAGGGAUGGGGUAGAGGCUGCAGGGAGGCAUUGGGAUUCUGGGACACUAGGGGACACUGUGAGACAUGGGGACACAGAGAGAUCCCUGGGGAUGCUGAGACAUUUGGGGACACUUGGAGACACAGUGACACAGACACACAUGGGACACUUGGGGACACUGAGACAUGGGGACACAGACACUAGGGGGUGCUGGGAGACAUGGGGACACAGACACUUGGGGACACAUACACACAUGGGGACACUGAGACAUGGGGAAACAGACACACUUGGGGACGCUACAGUCUCGGCACCAUGUCUGUCGAGGCCCCUUCGCCAGUGUCCAGGAAGAAGUAGGAGAAUGAGAAGGAAGAUCAGUCCUCUCCCAGCGCCAUAUUGGCCCAUGCGGCCUGUUGGGCUCAGUGGAGAAGAUCUCCAAUAGCUCUGCUAGUGGGACCCUUGUCAGCUUUUGCGUUUUUGGAUUUGUGGCCCAUGGUACCCUAUUAGUGUAAGUAAGGGUGUUCUGGCCCAGAUUUUGCAGAAAAAUUGCUCGUUUUAGGUAUCAGGAGCAGGAGCUAUAAGAAGUGAGACUGCUCUGGUCUUCUGGAUACUGACAACUAAUAAAGAUGGCUUUCGAAAGUCACUGUAGAUCCCAUUCGGGUGGGACAGGUUGAUGGAUAAAUUAUCUAUAUUGGUGGCUUUAUCCCAGGCAGAUAUCUUUUCUCUUUACAUGACCAAUCUUCCUACCCCUUUUUAAACUUUUUCACCUAAUUAUUGUUAUAGUUUAAAAGCCUUGUGAACUUCUGCACUACGGUUCUCUUCUCUAAAGAACGUAAUGUUGGUUUUCUUGACUAUUUUUCUCCACUUUCUUUUAUUGAGAGACUGUGUCUAUGAGUCUCAUUAUUCAAUUUAUUUUGGGCCUCAUUUUGUUAAUGCUUCUGAACAUGUCUAAAUGCAAAAAAUAAAUUCACAAAAAAAUUUAUAUGCCUUUAACUCAUGACGGACAUAAAUAAAUCUAUUUCCAUGCAUUCCUUGCAUUGGGCAAAUAGCUUCAUUCAUGUAAAAUUUGUCAUUUUCAUACAUUGUCAAAUUUCAAAGGUUUCAUAUUAUGCACUGCUUGUGAAAUUUGUGUAUUGCCAAACAUAUGUACCUGUGUCUUUUAUAGGGUUAAGAACUGUACUAUUUGUGGGAGUUGUUUCCGGUUUGCAUACUUGCAUUUCAGUGUAUAAAGCUGAUAUUUCCGCAAAGCUAAUGUUAUUAUAGUUAACACACAAGUUCUAAGUUUGCUAUUUUUGCACUCAUAUCUGUGAAAUCUGUUAUUUUUGGUCCCAUGCAAUUCUUUCCUUACUUCAGUCUAUCAAGUUGUUAUUUCCUUGUAUUACAUUACCUUCUCUCACUUAUUUAGCUUUUGUUAACCUUCUCUAAGAAUAACUAAAAAGAAGCAUGACUGCUGACCAGUCCCCAACCCCCGUUGCCCCCAACAAAAACACAUGAGAUCAGCAUUAUGGGUAAGGGCAACGGCAACAGCUUAUUAAGUUUACAACUGUUUAACGGACCAGCAUUCCAUCCAACUGUGAGCUGUUGGGUAAUUUUCCCAACAGACAGAUCCCACUUAAUUGUCCGGAGUUCGUAACAGCCUGCCUACCACCAUCAGCCCUCGGCAGGAUGCGACUCCCCAAGCCGACUCAUUGUUCACUUCACUUUCCAUUUCGCUGGCCAGGAGCACUGCCACCAUGAUGUCAACCGAGAUUGGCCCCAUCGGUCAGCAUUGCGCCCCCCGCCGCCAGUGCCACCUCCACCUCCACCUCCUCCAGACCAAUCCCCAUCAGAUGGACUUCAUCUCUCCUCUUUAAGUCCACAUUGUUGUCCUCCAGGUCCACGUGACAAACCACUAUGUCACCCAGCUGUCGCACAAACCUAGAAACCAUCAUGUUUAACUUUUGCCCCCCAAUGCUCAAGACCCUGAGCAUGCGGCAAAGCCCGCCAACAAGGGCGUGGAACAAUUUCGACCAGAUGAGCAUGAGAUCCUGAAACAGAGCCACACAGUGGGCCAGAUCCUGCUUGGUCAAAUGAAUGUGAUCUACAGUCUCAUCCGGCCCAAAUCGUUCCCCCCCACAUGCACCACCAAAAUUACCGACCCCGACACAAACCUCCUCAGCUCGACACAUUCGUCAUAAAACUGCCCCCAUGAUAGCCCCAUAAUACCACUGAACCCUGGCCACUUCAUCCAGAAAGCCCAAGUUCCUGCCGUAGGACCUCACCUCCGCUCUGCGAGCUGCCCAGUAAACAUAUGAGUGGCCCAGGUCCACACAUAACGAGGGGGACCUACAAGAGAGAAAAGUUACAACAAAUGCUAGCCGAAGAUACAGCCGAAAACGACCUGAGUCCCAUCUGCCCAAACGUUUAAUAGAAGCCGCUGAAUAACCUAAGAUGCCUGCCUGCGUGGUGGCCCCAAUUCAAAAGGAUUGAGCAGAAUACCCAGCGGCGUCCACUCUGCAAGCUCGCAAUGCCAACUUGAGCAAUGAGGAGAACUGGUAUCGCGUCAACGGAGACCCGUCCCGAUGCACCAACAGGGACACUGCCGGCCCCGGCCUCACUUCCAAAUAGGUCCAGACCAACUGAACCAGACAAAAGGGGCUCCCAGUGGCCCCAAUUUGAACCCACACACCCGGACACCGAUGGUCGGUCUUGGAUCAACGCACCUGAAGAUCCGACGAUGAUUCGGACCGCCGAACAUCUAACAGCAACAUGGGAGAUACUGACCGCAAGUUGGGCACCACCAAUUCAGUCACUCGGAACACUCCAAAAAAACAAAGAGCAAAUGCAACCAACAACAACACCUCAAACUCCAAAGCACACACCUGCAGAAGUAUCGAUAAGAGGAUAAGAGCUGCCACAGCAAGUCCACCAAAAUUGGUCUCCGACGAUCCGUACCUUUCCUAUGCCUCCAACCUUUUAACACCCUCUAGACACUAAGCUCUUCCGUGAGAUCCCUCCAGCCUAAAAAGCCCCCCCCAAAAAAAGACAAGGCUGACAUCGCUAGUUCCGCAGAUGCACACGACUUACCCUGAGACUGUAAUGGAGACAGGAACAGCACCAUAAUUUCGAACCUCCCUGACUCGGUAGCGCUGCUCCGCUCCCCGUCGACAAAGGACAGCCACUGCGACCACACCAACCGAUAUGCCCUCCACGACGCUGAAGACAAAGACUCGGCCACGAGAUCCCUCAGGCCUCCAAAGUGAGGUCCCAUAAAGUUGCAGGACAAAUCCGUCCCACUUGGUCUGCUUCUGGUGCUGCCUCUUGAAAACGGUUCCUUGUGAAAAACCACGACGUGCCCCUGCAGGUCGUCGCCCCACAGCUCUAACAACACCAUGAUCAGAAAAGGCUCUAAAAAGGUAAGGUUGUGAAUCAGAAUCAGAUCCUUCCAACCCGACGGCCAAGCCUCCGCGCACCAGUGACCCUGAAAAAAUGGCUAGAUAUCAGCUUACGGGCAGUGCUCUCUCUACCUCUUGUAUUUGUCUGUGUAUAUUGUACGUUUCUCCACUAAUUGUACAGCGCUGCGGAAUCUGUUGGCGCUUUAUAAAUAUCAGUAAUAAAUAAAUAAAAUAAAUAAUAAAUAUACCCCCUCUGGAUAUUGCCUAUAUUUUCCGCCAGUGGCGGAACUACUGCGGUUGCAGGGGUCGCUGCUGCUACUGGACCCGUCACUCCAGAUGGCCCGGCCACCCUUUGGACCCCUGUGGCCGCGGUGCCUGCCACCAUGUGUUGUGACCCCGGCCCGCAUGGUAGAACUGCUGGGGCCACAUUGAAGGGGUCCAUCGGGUGAAGACAUCAGACACUUGGGAGGAAGUGACUGCCCUGGUCACUUCCUCCCAGCAAUCACUGGGAGCUGCAUGGGAGGAAGAGGAGGGAGUCAGGGUGGGAACUCUGACUCCCACCAGCCUGAGCCACCACUGGAUCCCAAGGAAGUCACUCUCCUGCAUCUAAAAGGUAGGAGACAGGAGGGUGACUAAAACAUUUUGUAUGUGUGUCUGUAUGAAUGUGUGUGUCUGUAUGUAUGUGUGUGUGUGUAGGUCUGUCUGUAUAUGUGUGUGUGUAAACUGCCCCUUGAGAAUAUUUUGCAACCACGGACUAUAUUGAUAACUAGACCUAUUAAUAUAACAAUUGACGUCGACUAUUUUAAAAAACUUUUUGGUUUUAAUAGAUUUUCUAUAUAUAUAUACUUCCAGGUCUAAAAAAGUUUAAUUUUUUUUUAACGAUUAUAUUCACUCUUUAGUUUGAUGUCAAUAUGAUUGUGAUUCAAAUACUCAAAAAAACUAUUCAGAGAUCUUUAUCUCCCUGCCAAAUGAAAAAAAUAUCAUCAAUGAUUCUGCGAUAGAGAAGCAGAUUCUGCGCCCAGCCAGCACCUUGGGCCAAAAAUGAUUGGCAUAUGAUUUAACCCCAAAGUUACCUCCAACAGUGAUGAUCACUCCCCUCCUGUGGCAUCCAGCUUCUAAAAUUUCACAUUCAGGAAAGCCAGAUGUCUGCUGAGCAGGGGCGUCGCUAAUUGGUCAGGUGAUGCUCUCAGCCGAUCAGUGGCUCACAAUUCAUAAAACUGUCUUGGAAAGAAACGUACCUUUUCUAAGCCAGUUUGGUGAAUCUCAGCCAAUCAGUGGCUCCCCUGCCCAACAGCACUCUGCGCUUCCUGAAAGUGAAAGUUCAGAAGCUGGAUGCCAUCUGGGGGGUAGGGGGUGAAGAAACUUUGGUUUUAAAACCAUUUGAGAUCGGUUUAAACCUUUGAUGUUAGAGUGCCUCGAGGGGCCUCCUGGCACUGUAACAACUUUCACAUACUUACAGAUUGUAGCGUACAUACCGCGGUCGCAGCUGCGACCAGGGCUGUCACUCCAGGGGGCCCGGCCGCCCUGAGGACCCCUGCGACCAGGACCGCCGUUCAGGGGGCCCAUUGGGUAGCCCAUGCUGAUAGGUUCACCUGAUGGAGAUGGAUUUCUAGGGGGCCCGGUCAGCGCUUUUAAAGCGCCCAGCGUGACCCGGCACCCUGUGAUGACAUCAGACAGAGCUGGGAGGAAGUGACUGCCCCGGUGGGAACUCUGACUCCCAUCAGGCUGAGCCCCCACUGGACCCCAGGGAAAGUCACAAAAGGUAGGAAACAGGAAACAUUUUGUAUAUGUAUGUGUCUGUAUGUGUCUGUGUCUCUGUAUGUAUGUGGCUGCAUGUGUGUGUCUCCGUAUGUAUGUGUACGUGUGUAUGUGUCUAUGUGUGUGUGUCUCUGUAUGUAUGUGUGUGUAUGUAUGUAUGUGUCUGCGUGUAUGUCUGUCGGGGGUGAGUGUAUGUGUUUGUCUGUAUGUCUGUGUGUCUCUGUGUGUAUGUGUGUAUGUAUGUGUCUGUGUGUAUGUCUGUCGGGGUGUGUGUGUGUGUCUGUCUGUAUGUAUGUGUGUCUGUCUGUCUGUAUGUGUCUGUGUGUAUGUUUAUGUGUGUGUCUGUAUGUAUGUGUGUAUGUAUGUGUCUGUCGGAGGUGUAUGUGUGUGUGUGUGUCUGUCUAUAUGUAUCUGUAUGUGUGUGUGUGUGUGUGUGUAUAUCUCUGUAUGUGUGUAUGUUUCUUUGUGUCUGUAUGUAUGUCUGUAUGUAUGUGUCGGGGAGGGGGGAGAGAGGGGAAAGGGAGGUCGAUGGGGGCCCAUGGAUCAGUUUCGCACCGGGGCCCCAUGGAUUGUGUGUACGCCACUGCUUACAGAGUUGUUUCAGUAAUUAUGUAAAAUAUCUUUGUAAUUACAUAAGGUCAAACAUAGAAUUCAGUUGUUCUUACUUAAUCUAACAACAAUCUAUUAGCCUGAAUGUUUUUUUGUUUUUUUUCGCUGAAUCUUUCAUGUGGGGGUCUAUAAUGAAAAUACCCCAGUACUCUGUAUUUGUGUGAAAUCUUUGUAUUUAUGUGAGAUCUAACGUAAACCUCCUUUAUCUUACCUGAUCUAACAAAGAUCUGUAAGUAUAAAAAAAAUGUUUCCCCUGAAUCUUUCAUUAAAUAUCUCUGUAAUUAUGUGAGCUCUAAUGAAACAGCUAGCUGACCAUAACUGACCUUACAAAUAUCUACCAAAAUAGCUAGCUGUUUGUCCAAAUUUUUGUUAAUGGGGUACUGAUGAUGGGUUAGCUCUCCCAGCAAAUAAUUAUUAAUAUUGAUUCUUCAACAUUAGAUCUAACACAAACAUCAAUUGAUCUAACAUGAUCUAAGAAUGACCUAAUGAUUUGCACAUAGUAUAAUUUAACAUUUAGUUUUUUAGGGCGCUUGCCUGUGGUCAGAAUACAUAAUAAAAAAGUGUUAUCAGCUGAAUGAAUUUAGAGGGGCACUAGGCACAACUGCUACAGUGCAUUGUAGUGGUUAUAGUGCUUGGAGAGUGGGCUGCCAUCAGAAAUUUUGGGGUCCCUGACACAGCUCAAGGUCUGGGCCCCCAGGGGCCUGCCCCCGAGUCCGCCCACAGGGACGCCCUGAGUCCGCCCACAGGGCUGCCUAUGAGUCCGCCCACAGUGCUGCCCCCAGAGUCCACCCACAGGGCCGCCUCCGAGCCCGCCCACGGGGAUGCAGUGUGUGUACUGAUUGUGGUGUGUGUAUAGUGGAUGUAGAAUGUGUGUAAUAGAUGCAGAUUGUACAUUUGUGUAAUGUAUGUGUGUUUGUGUAGUGGAUGUAGUGUGUGUAUAGUGAAUGCAAAGUGUGUGUGUGUGUGUGUGUGUAUGUUUGUGUGUAUUAGAUGCAGUAUAUAUAGAGCAUGCAGAGUGUGUGUGUUUGUGUAGUGGAUGUAGUGUUUGUGUGUAUUAGAUGCGGUGUGUAUAGUGAAUGCAGAAUGUGUGUGUUUGUGUAGUGGAUGUAGUGUUUGUGUGUAUUAGAUGAAGUGUGUAUAGUGAAUGCAGAGUGUGUGUUUGUGUAGUUGAUGUAUUGUGUGUAUAGUGAAUGCAGAGUGUGCAUAGUGAAGGCUGUGUGUAUUAGAUGCAGUGUGUAUAGUGAAUGUGGAGUGUGUGUUUGUGUAGUGCAUGCAGUGUGUGUAUAGUAGAUGUAGUGUGUGUCUGUGCAGGCAUGUAAACUGUGUAAAAUGGGGGAGGGCUUUUUUAUUUUAUUAAUAUUUUUUUUUUAAAUAUUUUAUUUAUUAACAUUUUAUUUUAUUCCCCCCUCCCUGCUUCUUACCUGCCAAGGAGGAGGGAUAUCGCAUUCUCUGGUGGUCCGGUGGCUUGCUGCUCUGAGCCAGCCGCUUGACUUUGCGGGGGCAGGUGUAAACACUGCCUUUUCAGAGAAACAUGCUGCCUAAGGACACCUCAAGUAGCAGUCACUCAGACGGCCACUAGUGGUGCUUCCUGGGUCAGUGCUGCACAACAACAGUGCAAUGGAGUCGCUAAUCUUUCCACAGAGAAAGUUUGAUGAUCUUAGCCAAGGGGGCGGAGCAUGGACGGGGCCACCUGUGAGCUGUCCUGCAAUGCUGCUACAGCAAAUAAUGUGAGCAGCUGUAUGGGACCUGAUCAAUAUCAUGCUUCCCAACAGUCAUGCUUUUGGUGGGGCAGUCCAAAUUUAGGUGUCCUGUCCCACUGUCCCGCUUUAGUUCCCUGGUGUAUUCAGAUGGGGCAGCACAGCAGGGGCGCAUCAUUAGACACGCGCAAGCUAUGUAGCAGGCUCUAGGACUCUGUAAAGAAUACUGCAUGGUCCUGUUAGUAAGGGGCUGGCCACAUGGUUUGUCACGCCCCACAUGGAAAAUGGGCAGGUCCGUCCAUUGCAGGCUUUACUGGUGAUGCGAGUCAAAACACACCCGCUGCUCCUCUCAAGACCGCUCACAGCCCCUGACCCUGCCAAUGUUGACAGGUAUGGAAUAUGAUGUGUUUGUUCUGACUGAUAGAGGCUCAUUUCAUCGUGACAUAUAUAUUGCUCCAGAUCCAGAUGUUAAGUUUCACUGGACUACACAGUCGCUAUAUUUUUAGCAGACUAGUUAAACUUUUUGAAAUCAUUUUCACAAAUAUGUUGGCCUCAAAGGAAUAAUUAGCUAUAUUUCAACAGAAAAAUGAUCCUGACUAAAUAUGGGGGCGGGUUUGUAGCCCUCCCACCCCGCCUAAACACAUUAGAGAAAGUCAUUUAACAUAAGAUACUUUAAAUAAAAAAUGUAAAAAAAUAGAUGUGCAUUUAAUUCUCUCUCCAAUUGAAGACUUUUCCACAGAUAUCGAGACCUGGCACCGCAGCUCGUUCCUGAUGAUUACACAAGUAAACCAGAUGUGCGGAUUCCUUAUGAACUUAUCGGCAGUAUGCCAGAACUCAAGGUGAAACACGAAAGAAGCAUUAACUGCAAAGGUUGCCAGAUGUCACUCUAAUGCCAUGCUUCAUCAAUUAUUCAUUAUGUGCUAAUUGGCGGGACUCAGGGAGAUAAUUGAAAGCUAACAUAAUACAGAGUAAAGUCAAAGUCCUUCUUUAAGUCACUCUACCAUCUCAGUUACUUAGUUUUCACUAAUCUGCUCCCUGACUCACCUGUUGCACUAACAGUGAACCCAAAAUAAUAAGGGGUUUGCCUACUAAACUGUGUUUUCUGGUGAAUUCCAUUGCAGAACUCAAGCCACAAUAGUGAAAUUAGAAACAAUCUCAUGACUGGUUGUCAUGCUCUAGAAACUGGACUAAAUGUGAUCUUCCAUUGUUAUACCAGGGUUAUUUACUAAGGUGGGAAUUGUCAGAGAAUUUUAAACUUAAGGUGAAAUAAUCAAACUAGAGAAGUUCUCCAAAUCAACUAUCUGCUGUUAUUGAUCAUCUAUUGUGACCCUAUUUUUAAACCCAUGGAAACUGAGUGCUUCCAUCUUGGCUCACUGUCAGUUAUCAUUAUAAUUUUUUUGCCAUAAACAUAGUUACUGUAAGAGUUGAAACAGAAACAAUUGUUUCUGUUUUUUUAUUCUGUCGUAUUGUAUGCCCUGGAUUGUGCCUAGAUUGAAGUGCAUCGUCACUUAUUAAGUCUUUUAAUAUACAUUUGAAAGAAAAUUAUUUCUGAAUUUAGAAAAGGCAAAUAUGUGUUAUAGGUGGUUUUCAAUAUUUCAUUAAAUUAUGAAUUUUUAGAGAGUUGAAAAUUUCCCUUUAAGUGAAAAAAAGAAUUGAUUUUUUUGUAGGACAACCCUUUCCGCCAGCGUAUAGCUGAGGUUUUUUCAGAAGACGGUGAGGGAAACAUGACGUUGGAUGACUUCUUAGAUAUGUUUUCAGUGCUCAGUGAAAUGGCGCCCAGAGACCUAAAGGCAUAUUAUGCUUUUAAAAUAUAUGGUAAGCGAAUGCCUUGACAUUGUUUGUAUUUGGAUAGAACAUUAACUCGUAGGGCAUGUAGUGUUGCAGAAAACAAAGGAGCUAGAAGGAAUAUAGGACUAUCAGGGUUAUGUACUAAUGUGCGAAUUGCCAAGGUCAAUUCAAAGUGAACUUAAAAUUUAAAGCCAAAAUAGCCCAACUGCAAACAAAAUUGACCUGAAUGAGCUAUUGUGGCCUAAGGGCAUGUCAUGUCUUCAUGAAUGGCAAACAUGCUUCCUCAAUGUUAGUAUAAUUAGUUUGACGUCUCUUCAGAGCAUCCCAGGUGCAGAGCCUUGCUGACGUCCUCUUGCAUGGGGAAAAUGCACUGUGUUAUGACAUGAUUGAGCUGAAUUUACUGGUGAAUUGUCUCCGGUGGCCCCAUAAGUGGGAAACCAGAGGACAAAAUUGUGAAAGGGCUUAUAAAUGGUGUUUUGCAUGUAUAUGAAGUUUGGAGACUGCUUUAUGGGAUUGCGUGUGUGUAGAGGGGACUGUUUGUGGUGUAAGGGGGGGAUGUGAAGGGGUAUGUUUAUUGUGUAUUACUUGUUGUUAGGGGCUGUAGAUUGUAUUUGUAUCUCUGGCUGUUAAUUAUGUGUGUCCAGGCUCUGCAGAGUGUGUGGGUCUAGGGGAUGUAGGACUUACCCAUGGGAUGUAGUGGAGGUGUCUAUCUAGGGGUUGUAUAUAGAGUGUGUAUAUUAGGACUGUAUAUCUAGAGUGCAGUGUGCAGUGUGUCUACAGAGUGCUCUGUGUAUAUAGGGGCUAUAGAGUGUGCGUGUAUUGAGGGUUGUAGAGUGCGUGUAUUGACUACAGUGUGUGUUAGCAUAGGGAAAGUCGUGUUGUUUUUGUGUGAUUGUGUGUGUGUGUGUGUGCAUGCGUGUAUAGCAACUGUAGUGUAUGGGGAAAUAGGACAGGGGCUUUAAAGUGGGAUAGGAGCUUCAGGGUUUAAAACAGCAAGGAAUUAAAUAAUAAAUUGCUUAAAAAAGAAGACAGAGAGACACAUUUAUUCCCCCCUCUUUUUCAUUACAUGUGGCCAAAGAAGGGGAACAUGUAGAUUUCUUAACUUUUAGAACAUUCGCACUGCUUUUCUCCCAGUGAUGCUCUUACAUGGUUCCCAGUUUGUACACCUAAAAAUAAUUUGAGGUCUUCUAGUCACUGUGUCUGACAUGUUUCCCACCAUACUAGCCUUGAGCUUAUCCCAUACAUUAUUUACUUGUUUCCUAAUGUAGUGACGUUAUUUUUCAUCCAGAUUUCAAUAAUGAUGACUACAUAUGUAAAUCAGACUUGGAAAAGACACUUAAUAAGCUUACCAGGAACGAACUAACUCCAGAAGAAGUGUGUCUAGUGUGUGACAAGGUGAUUGAUGAGGCUGAUGUUGACAAUGAUGGAAAAUUAUCUUUGGAAGAUUUCCAGCAUAUGAUUGUCAGAGCUCCGGAUUUUCUCAGGUAGGUGUUUUUUUCCAGGUAGAGAAAAAGAUAUAUGAUGGCUGUGCCGAAAGUCCAGUAAAGUGUUAUAACGUGUUUUUUUCCAAGCUGAUGUCUAUUAAAAGAGAGAGUAAAGAAUUGUAAGUGAAAGUGUAAUUUACAGAAUAUUUUGCGGUGCCAAUUGGCGAUGGCCACUCACAUGGAUUUUCUUUUCUUCUUCUGAAAACUUUUUUUCUGGGGUAUUCCUGAAGCUUUCAUUGAGUAAAAACUUUACUUUAGAAAGUGUAUAUUUUGUAUCUCUGAAAAAGAUAAACAUUCUGCCCUGCAUAGGUAUUUUGGAAUUUUUUUGUUGAAAAUACCUCACAACACAGAAGAGGAGAUGUUGUAAAAUUACUCUGGAAACAUGAUGACUUAGCACGCAAAGUGUUUUGGGUCUUCCUUCUUCCUUGUCUUAAUUUGUUUUUGUUGAACAAGUUUGCUUGCUUAGCAGAUUCCAUUUUUUGAACACACUGUUCCUGUACACUUUCCCCUAAUGUGUCAAGCAGACCAAAGAUUACAUUGUCUAAUGUCUAUAAACACUUGAAAAAUUGCUUGCGUCAAACGUAAUAAUUUUGAUACAUUUUGUAUAAUACUACACACAAUUUUUUCCCAAAGUUAAAAACGUACCUCAUCUACAUCUCAGCUUGUGUUAUAUGAGUAUACAGCAGUGGGGUAUAUAUCCUGACCAUUUCACCAACAAAUACAUUCUAAAUACAUACACAUUAAUAUGUAGUUGGCACCCACAUUUGCAGCUAUAACAGCUUCCACUCUUCUGGGAAGGCUUUCCACAAGAUUUUGGAGUGAUUCUGUGGGGUUGCUUGCCCAUUCAUCCAAUAGAGGAUUUGUAAAGUUAGGCAAUGAUGUUGGACGAGAAGCCUGGCUCGCCAUCUCUGUUUCAGCAGAAUACUCUGGGGCCCCAGCAGAACAAAAUGUGUUUGAUGUAGUUGAGGCCAAGACUGGGUGCGGGCUAGUCAAGUUCUUCCACACCAGACAUCCAACCAUGUCUUUAUGGACCUUGCUUUGUGCACUGGGAACAGUGAUGCUGUUCCCACAAAGUUGGAAGAAUAGCAUUCUUCAAGCUGUCUUGGUAUGCUGAAGCAUUAAGAUUUCCCUUCACUGGAAUCAAGGGGUAUAGCCCUACCCCUGAAAAUCGGCCUCAUACCAUUAUCCCUCCUCCACCAAACUUUACGGUUGGCUGUCAAGCAAGUAACAUUCUCUUGGCAUCCUCCAAACCCAGACUCACCCAUCAGAUUGCCAAGCAGAGAAGCAUGAUUUGUCACUACUUAAAACAUGUUUCCACUGUUUCAGAGUGCUUUCCACCACUCGAUCCAAUGCUUGGCAAUGUACUUGGUUAUGUGAGGCUUACAGGUGAAUGGUUAGAGUUAGGACCCACCUAUGGGGGUCUGCCUUGACAUUGGCAGGUGGGCUCAUCCUCUCAUGGCCAUUGGAGGUAACUAAAAAACCUCCAUUUGUUUAAAAAUACAUAGGGAUUAAGGAGAGAGCGCAGGUAACUUGUUUUUCUUUGGUUAUACCAUAACAAUAUGCCAACGUGUCUUAUUGAAAGCUUGCUUUGCUGUUGUGGGUUUGCAAGCCUAUGUAUUCUCUAUUGCACAAAAGAAAUAAAGAUUCACCAAGAAAAACCCCAAACAUACCUAGCCAAAAUCCGAGAUGCAGACGACCAAGUUUAUUAUCUACCUGCACCAUUACUACUCCCUCACCACACCUGCAUCAGGCACCCAUCUCCCCUACAUUCAUUACUAUUUAAGUACUUUUUUCAGUAUAAAAAAGCAGUGCUCCCCAACCCUGCUCAGUGAAGAGCAAGGAUAGAGAGCUACAGACCCAUCUCCCUUCUCAACUGUGAUAUAAAGCUCUAUGCUAAAUUCCUCACAGCCCAGCUUAAAUCCUGAAACCCCACCAGAGAGGUGAGGGACAACACAAUCAGAGCUCUCUCUCAUGCAUCAAGCCAAUACACAAUGAGUGGCCUUCUUUUUGUUUGCCACAUUGAGAGAGACUGGGCUAGGCCCAAACACGUAUGCCUGGAUAUGAACUCUCUAUACCACACCUUUGGCUCGGGUCUGCAUAACCCUACUGGACCCCUUUGCUAUCCACAAUGGAACAAGGCAGGGCUGCCCCUCUCACCACUUCUCUUCGUCCUUGCCCUUGAUCCCUUCCUGCAAGCCAUAAAGGGAUAAUCCUGACAUCACCUUCCGUUUGUCAUCAUGAACCCUGAAACCACCCUGCCAUCUAAGCCUCUCCCCCCUUUUUUUCCCUCUCUCUUUCACUUGGCCAAAGGGCAUGGCCUAAAAAGUCUUGCAAACAACCCCAAUCCAAUCGAAUCAGAUGUUUCAGAAAAGAAUUGAUCAACGGCACAACACUCGAUUUAACAGUGUUUGUAACAUAUAUUGUAUGAUUUUUAUUUAAACCUAGUUUGUUGCAAACCUACUGUAUGCCAUUGAAAACUCGCAAUAAAGAAGUUAUUGAAAAAUAAAUAAUAAUAAAAAUGAUUAUUAAUGGACUUUUGAUAUAAGAGUUUUCACCUUUUUUUUUUUACCAGCACUUUCCAUAUUCGAAUUUAACUUCAAUCAAUAAUCUUGAAAUGGGUUUUGAAAAGAGUGGAUCUUGUUUCCAUGAAAUGCACAUCUUCAGUCAUCUUGUUUCCAUGAAAUGCACAACUCCAAUUGCAUUCAUAUCUCCAAAUAUAUUUUCUAAAGUAUUGUUCUUGCAAUGAUAAUGUCUACUUGUACAGCACUCCCCCAUCCA
Messenger RNA from Pelobates cultripes (western spadefoot toad), 32505 nucleotides. NCBI's taxonomy places the organism in Eukaryota, Metazoa, Chordata, Amphibia, Anura, Pelobatidae. The record is from the annotation of a GenBank genome assembly.